Rhodamnia argentea is the source of this 1512-nucleotide messenger RNA. Its product is annotated as probable transcription factor PosF21. Gene Ontology annotation, biological process: regulation of DNA-templated transcription. Gene Ontology annotation, cellular component: nucleus. The coding region runs from base 1 to 1512 and encodes 503 amino acids. The transcript is spliced from 6 exons. NCBI's taxonomy places the organism in Eukaryota, Viridiplantae, Streptophyta, Magnoliopsida, Myrtales, Myrtaceae. Gene Ontology annotation, molecular function: DNA-binding transcription factor activity. The record is from RefSeq and is a predicted model, not a curated record.
AUGGCGGAAGCGUGGAAUUUGACCGUGGAAAAGAUGGAACAUCAAAAGUGGAAAUUACCGGUUGCAUUGAAGAUCCGGAAAGCUUACAGACGCAUCAAUGGUCUUGUUGGUGCUUAUAAUUAUUACUGCCAUGUGGACCUCAUUAAGAAGUUCGAGUGGGUCCGGUUACUUUCGAGUCUAGUGUUUAUGGAUAAUGAGAUGUCCUAUGUCCAUGGAGGUGGAAUACCACCUCCAUCUGGUUGGUCCACUGGGUUUACUCAAACUAAUGACCCGUCUGAUGAUAUUCCUGAACAACAAUCGAGUUCGACGUUACCCCUAUUGGUUCCUGCUCCUAAUUUCGUCCCUGAGCCCUGCAUUCUUGGGCAGGGUGGAGGGGAAACUGACAGUAGCCAGUUUGGCCCUGACAUUAGCCAUGACCUGUUUAGGAAUCUCGGCCUUCGAGGCGCCCAUUCGAAAAUUCUGACCUGUCCCGACAAUGGCAUUAACUUCGAUGGUGAUUCGGGCAUUCUGGGUGGCGGUUGUGAGCCAUUCUUUUCUGAUGAGGACAAGGAGCCCGACUUGUAUGGCAUAUACGUGGAUAUGGAUAGACUUAAUAGCUCGUCUGCUGCGCCACCUUUGUUUCAGGUGGGAGAACCAUCCUCUGUGGCUGUUGCUGUUCUGCCUUCUCCUCUUCCUCCUCCUUCUGCUGUUGCUGCGCCGUUAGUUGCAGCUACAGGACCGGCAUUGGGGCAUGGGUCGGGUUAUGCUGAGAGUUCAGCUGGCGAGAGGCCCAGGAUGAGGCACCAACACAGUCAGUCCGUGGAUGGGUCGACGAUUAUCAACCCCCAAAUGCUCGCUUCGAGCCCUGAGGGGCCCUCAAGAGUGGAGAGAAAGAAGGCUCUUUCUGCUGCUCAGCUAACCGAGUUGGCCUUGGUCGACUCGAGGCGUGCCAAGAGGAUCUUGUUGAACAGGCAGUCGGCUACGAGGUCGAAGGAGCGAAAGUUGCGUUGCACUGCGGAGCUCGAAAGAAAGGUGCAAACCUUGCAGACACAGGCCACAGCACUAACUUCUCAAUUGGCCCUCUUGCAGAAAGAGACAACUGGUCUGAACACCGAAAACCAUGAGCUCAAGUAUCGGCUGCAGACUAUGGAGCAACGGGUUCAAUUACAAGAUGCAUUGAACAACGUGCUGGAGGACGAGAUCAAACAUAUGAAGGUGCUGACUGGCCAGGUCAUGCCCAACGGUGCACCAGCCAUGGUGCCUUUAGCUCCUUUCGCACCGCGCCCUAUGUUUUAUCCUCGUAACAACAGUGACCUGCGCCCUCUUAUCGCUGCGCAGCAGCUCCAGCAGCUGCAGAUUCAACCGCCAGAGCCGCAACAUCCCUUUCAGGUUCAGCAUCAGCAGCUACCUCUUCAACUGCAGCUGCCACAGCUGCAACAACCAACUGGAGAUUUCAGCUGUAGAGGACCUGUGCACUUGGCGAUCCAGGGUGAUAACCAUGCUGCGGAUAAUUCUUCUACUAUGAGGAACUGA